Molecule: messenger RNA, 1683 nt
Organism: Ciona intestinalis (vase tunicate)
Lineage: Eukaryota; Metazoa; Chordata; Ascidiacea; Phlebobranchia; Cionidae
Product: phagosome assembly factor 1
Biological process (GO): Golgi to plasma membrane protein transport
Cellular component (GO): dendrite; trans-Golgi network; synaptic vesicle membrane
Source: RefSeq, a predicted model, not a curated record
ACAUAAAGAAAGCUUUUUGUGUAAAAUAAUUAGAGACGCCAAAUUUUUAUAGGAUUUUUAUUUGAUCAGCUGAUUAAUUCCGAAAGUAAUUCAAGCGCGACCUUAUUGUUUUUGUUUACAACAAACGAAGUGUAUCAAAACAUUGAAUACUGCACACCCACAGAAUCAUACCGUAUAUAUAUAGCGAUGUUGGACCUCCAGGUUGUUCCUGAGCGUGCAUUAGGAAACGAACAAUGGGAAUUUACUUUAGGCAUGCCCAUUUACCAAGCUGUACAAAUCAUACAAAGACAAUGUCGAAUUAUUAAAGAGGUGCAUGUUGUGUACAAUGAGAAACGACCAUUUGACAGCGACAUUAUUUUGAAUCUAAUCAAUGAUGGUAUCAGACUUUUGUUUGAUUCAGAAAACCAAAGGUUAAAAGUUAUUGAGGUGUACGAUAUGAACAAAAUGAAGUUAAAGUAUUGUGGUGCAUACUUCAGUUCCCCUCAAGUUCAUCCCACAGUACAACAGAUUGACCAAUCGUUUGGUGCCACACACCCAGCCCAAUAUGAUGAGAAACAUCACAUGUUUGUCCUCUCUUUCAGAGGAAUCACUUUUCUCUUCCCAGUAGAACACGAGGCAUUUAAUGGACAUUCCCUCAGAAGUUUACCAAACACCUCUACACCUGUAGUUGCGAAGAUGAGCAUUUACACUGGAAACAACUUGAGUGAAACUAGAGCCCCAUCAAUGCCACCUUCUUGUUACCAUGGCAACUUGUAUUCAAAAUGCACGGAAAUCUUACUUGACAAUGGUAAAUGCAGUGGGUUACAAAUGCAGCUUGUUUCAGGAGGAGCAGGGCAUGCUAUGGAGCUAAACUGUUCAACGUUGAUUCGACGCGUCAGGUUUGGUGACACAGUUCAGGAUGUAUUAACUGAAAUUGGAAGUCCAUGUCAGACUUUCUACAAACUUGAGGAUAAAAUGCGAAUUCACUCAGCAAGUCCACACAAGCUCUCACCUACCCAGCACUCUGAUUACUUUUACAAUUACUUCACUCUUGGCUUAGAUAUCCUUUUUGAUGGGAAUUCACACCGAGUGAAAAAGUUUGUUUUGCAUUCAAACCAUCCUGGACACUACAAUUUCAACAUCUACUACAGAUGCGAAUUUAAGAUUGAUCUCUUUAGUGAAAAUGAUUCUUUUGCUAUUGUCCCAUCUACGCGAUGGCAGAGUGUAAUGAAUGCAUUGGAGGAUCAUUUUGUCAUAGGUGAACCUGUUGUAUUAAAUCGUGCCUCAUCUACAAACACAACUAAUCCAUUUGGAUCUACAUUUUGCUAUGGAGUACAAAACCUAAUAUUUGAGAUAAUGGGAAAUGAUUACAUUGCAUCUGUAACUAUCUACCAACCUAAAAGCGAAACUUAGCUCCUAGAAGUAUUAUUAGCGCAACUCACACAGCACUUUAGAAUGUACACUGGUGUUCUUGUACCUGUUUUCCUCAGCGUUUUAAAUGGAUUUUGUCUGGCUGAAUUGAUUGUGUUGUUUCGCUAAAGUGCAAUGUUUGUUUUUCUUAAAUUUGUUUUAACCAUAUACCCUACGUUAUUGUAUCUACUCUUGCUGCAGAAAAUUGGAAGUUUCAGAGUGUAAAAUAUUUUUUUUUGUAUGCAGCUCAGUGUUGCCUUUGAGGGAAUACAUGUUGUGAAUUUUUGUUAUUAA